GUUUCAUCGGCAACCUGGUCCUCGAGUACAAAAGAGAAAAGUAAACCGAAGCACCAGAGAACGGUCAAACGCUGAAGGCAACAAGCAUCCAUCCUCAUCUUUUCUCUCUCUCUCUCUCCACACUCAGCUGUCAGCGAGGUCCAGGAGCGGGAAGAACACAUAUCUUGCUCCUCUUAUCUCUUUCCUCGUUUUCUCUCAGCCCCUCGAGCAAUGCAAAUGGCCUGAUCUCUCAUCUCUCUCGGUGUUCCCCUCAGUUAUCUGCUUCUUCAGAACAGAAUACAGCAAAACAAGAAUGGAAUCGCCCGAGUCGUCUUACGUUUCUUCCCCCGAGGCCCCACCGAAGCGAUCUGGACCUCCAAAAUCACCCCCUCGAGAUUACAAAGAGAGGCCUACCUACAUUAGAUUCCUUGUAUCAAAUGCAGCUGCUGGUUCUGUCAUUGGAAAGGGUGGUUCCACUAUUACAGAGUUUCAGACACAAUCUGGAGCUCGAAUUCAAUUAUCACGCAAUCAUGAGUUUUUUCCAGGAACAUCUGACAGGAUAAUCGUGAUAUCUGGAACAAUCGAUGAAAUUCUCAAGGCAAUGGAACUAAUUCUUGCCAAGUUGCUGAGCGAGGUUCAUUCUGAAGAUGGUGAUGAUGUCGAUCCUAGAACGAAAGUGAGGCUUAUAGUUCCCAAUAGCUCUUGUGGUGGCAUAAUCGGGAAGGGUGGAGCUACCAUAAAGUCAUUUAUUGAAGAAUCCCAGGCUGGUAUCAAGAUAUCUCCUCAGGAUCAUAAUUAUAUUGGAUUGAAUGAUAGGCUAGUGACAUUGACUGGGUCUCUGGAGGAACAGAUGCGGGCAGUCUUUCUGAUUUUGACAAAGCUAACUGAAGAUGCUCAUUACUCACAGUCAAUGAGUGCUCCAUUUUCAUAUGCCGGUGUCAACUUCUCCGGUUUUCAUGGCAUUCCAUAUGCUUAUGUGCUUCCUUCUGUUGGAACAGUAGCAUACAAUACUAUAAACUAUGGAACAAAUGACGCCGGCGGGAAAUUUCAAAAUGAUAAGGAUGAUCGAGGCAGUUCUGUGACAAUUGGUGUUGCAGAUGAGCAUAUUGGAGUUGUUGUUGGUCGUGGUGGAAGGAAUAUAAUGGAGAUUAGUCAGGUUAGUGGGGCCAGAGUCAAAAUAUCAGAUCGAGGGGAUUUCAUGUCUGGCACAUCAGACAGGAAAGUGACAAUCACAGGGUCUCAAGGUGCAAUCCGUAUGGCUGAAGCUAUGAUCAUGCAGAAGGUUGCUUCUGCCACGGAGAGGUGAUGUGUGGGGGGCGCAGAUUUAAUAGCUCCGUGUUACAUUAUUAAUUUUCUCUCUCCGUUUUCCUUCAUUGUUGUUUGGGAUUCGUCUGUGGAUUUGGAGAUUACGAUUCUUUUAUAUCUGACUCAGGGAGUCUUGUCUGUAUAGACCUCUACUAAUAUAUACUUUAAAGGAGGAAUCCUGAAGGAAGAAAAAAGUCAAACGAAGGAAGAAAAGAAGAGUUUCGAAAUGGACCACUGCGGGUGGGCAUUUUCUCCUGGAUUUGGGUACCUAUAUCAUGUUAUGGUAGAUAAGAGGUCACUGGUUUCCAUUGAAAAGACUAAUUAAUAGAGGUUCUGUAAUUUUUUUUUUUUUUGGUUCAGCAUGAUAUUCCUUUUUUCGUGUAAAAAUUUUUAACUUAAAAAUAUCUAGUGGUAUAUUGAGACCCAUAUUUUUGCUUUGGUAAA
Molecule: messenger RNA, 1728 nt
Organism: Macadamia integrifolia
Lineage: Eukaryota; Viridiplantae; Streptophyta; Magnoliopsida; Proteales; Proteaceae
Product: protein BTR1-like
Exons: 8
Coding region: 293-1285 (330 amino acids)
Biological process (GO): regulation of gene expression
Cellular component (GO): cytosol; cytoplasm
Molecular function (GO): mRNA binding
Source: RefSeq, a predicted model, not a curated record